Messenger RNA from Octopus bimaculoides (California two-spot octopus), 2402 nucleotides. Its product is annotated as netrin-1. Gene Ontology annotation, biological process: tissue development; dendrite development; motor neuron axon guidance. Lineage: Eukaryota; Metazoa; Mollusca; Cephalopoda; Octopoda; Octopodidae. The record is from RefSeq and is a predicted model, not a curated record. Gene Ontology annotation, molecular function: protein binding. Gene Ontology annotation, cellular component: basement membrane.
UAUAUAUAUAUAUAAGUAGGUGUGAGUAGGAAGUGUACGGUGUGUACAUGUGUAUGUGCAUUAAGCGUGUGUGUAUUGUGUGUUUAUGUUAUUCAACAUAAAACUGCGUUCACGGAACUAACCAACUCAGAAAGACACCAUCAUUUUAAGCCGCCACUACUACCACAACAAAGAUCCGCAUCUUCACCAGCAUCCAUCUGCAUCAUCAUCGUCAUCAUCAUCAUCAUCAUUAUCGACAUCGCACUCAUUUAAUCAUUAUUACCAUCACAUUCUAACUUUACCCAGAGUUUCCAUGGUUUUGUCUGGAUGCUGAGACAAAUAACCUUACAUCUCUGCUGGUGGUGGAUUUAGCUAGUCUAGCUGGCCAUGUACACCACCGCCGCCGCCGCCUCCGCCGCCAUGCUACCAUCGUUGUUACCAGGACUGCGAUAUGGUCGGUCUGAUUCUUGUGUUACCUCACACAGAAAAACAAUGGCUUCACGCUGUGUUCUACGGUCACUCUAUGUAGGGCUAUUCCUCUGGGUCUGUUACGCUUUACCGAUAACAUUGGCCGACAGGAUUAUGGAUGAUCAACCGACAGCACCGAACUCUUGCUAUGAUUCUUUGAACAAACCGAAAAUGUGCGUAGCCGAAUUUGUAAAUAUAGCCUACGGGAAAGAAGUGGUGGCUUCGUCAACGUGUGGCACCCCACCAAGUCGCUAUUGCAAGUCCUCAGUGGACAAAGAUGGUAAAGUGGUCCGAAAUUGUUUCACUUGUGAUGCGGAACACCCGAAGCGCCGACACCCGGCCUCUUAUCUUACGGACAAUAAUAACUCAAACAAUCUCACCUGUUGGAUGUCUGAGCCCUUCGUACAGUACCCGAAAAAUGUUACCCUUAAGUUGUCACUGGGUAAAAAAUAUGAACUUACAUAUAUUCUACUCCAAUUCUGUUCGGCCAAACCUGAUUCGAUGGCCAUUUACAAAAGCAUGGAUUUCGGCCGCUCAUGGAUACCCUUUCAAUAUUAUUCGCGCAACUGCAUCAAAAUGUACGGGAAAAAACCUGGAGUGGUGAUCACGAAGGCUAACCAACAGGAAGCACUGUGCAGUAACGUGCACAGCAAUAUAAAUACAUCGGGGGGUACAAGAGUAGCGUUCAAUACCCUGGAGAACCGACCCGCGGAUUUCGAUAACAGCCCCGUCUUAUGGGACUGGGUCACCGCUACAGACAUAAUGUUCGUCUUUGACAAGUUGAGUACCUUUGGAGAUGAAAAUUCAGGCGAAGUCGGAGCCAGAGAGAGUUAUUACUACUCUCUGUCUAACCUGGCUGUCGGUGGCCGUUGCAAAUGCAAUGGUCACGCCAGUUCAUGCAGUAAAAACAGCGAUGGUCAAACCGUAUGCAAUUGUCAACACAACACGGCUGGAGAUUCUUGUGAGAGGUGCAAAACCUUUCAUUUCGAUAUACCAUGGUCACGAGCGACGGAGCAAAAUGCUAAGGAAUGUGUCAGAUGCAAAUGUAACCAGCACGCCCGCAAGUGUCACUUCAAUCGGGAGAUUUACAUCCUUUCCGGCUACAAGAGUGGUGGCAUUUGUGUGAAAUGUCGCCAUCAUACUGAUGGACGCAAGUGCAACUACUGCCGACCUCUCUACUACAGAGACCAUUCGAAGCCCAUUCACCACAAAAAAGCUUGCAAAGGCUGCCAAUGCCAUCCAGUGGGGUCGGUUCGGAUGACGUGUAACCAAACUACAGGACAAUGUACUUGUAAGGAGGGUGUAACGGGCUUGAGCUGCAACAGGUGCGCUGAGGGCUACGAACAAACCCAGUCAACCAUUGCUCCCUGUGUCAAGAUCCAUGACGUAAACCCACCUAAUCCAGAUAGCUACUGUCGGAAAUGUAGAAACUCAAGACGCCGGUUAAAUUCUAAGAAAUUUUGCAAGAGAGAUUAUGCGGUGAUCAUACAAAUUUUGUCCCGCGAGAAGGAAGGUGACAACUGGGUGAAAUUUGCUGUCAAUGUGUUAUCUGUGAUGAAGCGGUCAAAAACGAAUAUCCAUAGAGGUCGUUCGGUGAUGUGGAUCUCCAGAAGAGAUUUAGGCUGCAAGUGUCCGAAGAUACGCAUCGGUAGACGACACAUCCUACUGGGAAAUUCGGCUGGAGGCAAUGAGAAUGGCUACAUCAUCAACUCCCGUAGCAUCAUUCUGCGCUGGAAGAAAAGAUGGCACAGAAGAAUUCGCAAGUUUAUUAAAUAUGACAAUAGAAGGAAAUGUUAACUUGAGAGAUGAUGUAUGUAUGUAUGUAUAUAUAUAUACAUACAUAAUUAUGCAUAUAUAUAUACAUAUAUAUUUAUACAUAUAUAUAUACAUACAUACAUACACAAUCAUGGCAGUAAAUAUAAUAAUAUAAAUAUAUAGAAUAAAGACUGGAGAGU